AGAGAGAAAUGUGGAGAGAGAGAGAGAGAGAGCACGUAAAAUCAUAUAGUCCGUAUAUGCAAUCGCGGCUGCAGGGAAGAACACGAGUGCUUUCCUUCACCUUCCUCUUCCCAUUUCAGCGUCCUAAAUUCUCCGAUUCUCAGUCUCAUCUCCCUCUCUCUCUCUCUCUCUCUCUCUCUCUCUCUCUCUCUCUCUCCUGUAAAUGGCCGGGGAAGCUUCACCGACGGAAUUGAGCUCGGAAUUGCUCGAAGACGUCGAGGACUUCGUCGAGACGAAUGAAGGGGAGUCUUCAUUGUCGUCAGAGCGAAUUCGUCAUGUUUCUGAUCUUAUGAAGAUUGGGAACCAAGCAUUCCGAGAGAAUUGCUUCGAAGAGGCAAUCAAUUGUUAUUCAAGAGCUAAUUCUGUUAAGCCAGGUGAUCCUGUCAUUCUCAGUAACCGAUGUGCUGCUUAUCUAAGGAUUUGCCAAUUUCUGAGACACAGACGUCCAUCAGUUUCUGAAUACAGUCCACUGAGUGGAUUGGAUCCUACAAUACAUGCUGAGCUUGCAUUGAAGGAUGCUGAGAAGGUGAUGAACUUUCAAGGUGACUCAACAAAAUCGUAUAUUUUGAAGGCCAGCGCACUCAUUAUGUUAGAAAAAUAUGAGCUAGCCCGGGAUGUCAUUCUUUCAGGUCUCCAUGUAGAUCCUACGAGUGAUCCUCUUAAGGAUUUAGAGAGAACAACUGCGAGCACAAUUGGGAGUAGAGGCCAUGGGAAACCUGAGCGUACUGAUGAUUUUGAUUGCACUGUUUGCCUGAAGUUACUUUAUGAACCUGUUACAACUCCUUGUGGACAUACUUUUUGUCGUUCAUGUUUGUUUCAAUCCAUGGACCGAGGUAAUAGAUGUCCAUUGUGCCGAACUGUUCUGUUUAUUAGUCCAAGAACAUGUGCUAUCAGUUUCACACUGAACAACAUUAUCAAAAAAACCUUCCCUGAGGAGUAUGAUGAAAGGAAGCUGGAGAAUGAAAGUUUGACAAGCCCUGGUGGUGAUUUUAUGCCUCUUUUUGUCAUGGAUGUUGUCCUACCUUGCCAGAAGCUUCAUCUCAACAUAUUUGAGCCUCGCUAUAGACUUAUGGUCAGGAGAGUAAUGGAAGGAAAUCGCCGCAUGGGAAUGGUUAUCCCUGAUUCUAGAACAGGUUCAAUAGCUGAUUUUGCAUGUGAAGUGGAGAUCACUGAGUGUGAACCACUUCCAGAUGGACGCUUCUUUCUUGAGCUUGAAAGUCGCAGGAGAUUCCGCGUUCUUCGGGAUUGGGAUCAAGAUGGGUAUCGUGUGGCUGAAAUUGAAUGGGUUCGUGAUAUAUCUCCAAGCGCAGGAACAACACAGAGAGAAGAUUUACAGGAAGUAAUCAAUGCUGCAGCUGAAUAUGCUCAAUCAUGGAUGAAGACAGCUCGAGAAGAAGCACAGCAACGACAAGAUAGGGCGAGACUCCUAGAACUUGAUGAAUUGGAAUCGAUGAUGCCCACAACACGGGAUCCUGAGCUCUACAGUUUCUGGCUUACUACUCUUACAAGACGAAGGCCAUCAGAAAAAUUGGAACUCCUUCGAGAAAGAGAUACGAAUCAGAGGAUAAGCAAGGCACUCGUUUACCUGAGAUUAGAAGCCCAAACCUGCGCAAUUCAAUAACAAAGCUGAUUGUCAACGCAAGCUGGCUUGUGUGAAUGACUCUUGUGGAUGUGUGUCGGCUCGCGUUUUUUUCUUGGGUUCUGGAUGUGUUCUAAAUUCGAUUUCUUGCCCGCUAUCAUUGUUUUAGUAUUGUUUAGUUUGAUUUUCAAGAAGCUCCUGGAGUUGCAAGAGAUUUUUCUUGAGCAUUGUUGUAAUAUCUAUUUUCUGGGUAUAAAACAAGCCGCAUUAUGUAUAUUACUCUGAUGUAUUAUUUUUUUAGAGGAACUCAAUAACGAAAAACAGUAUAGAUAAUUCCUCUGCUUUA
This is a messenger RNA of Rhododendron vialii, 1964 nucleotides long. RefSeq lists its product as uncharacterized. The record is from RefSeq and is a predicted model, not a curated record. Gene Ontology annotation, molecular function: protein binding. NCBI's taxonomy places the organism in Eukaryota, Viridiplantae, Streptophyta, Magnoliopsida, Ericales, Ericaceae. The transcript is spliced from 18 exons. Bases 203 to 1660 code for a protein of 485 amino acids.